Messenger RNA from Aspergillus puulaauensis, 1569 nucleotides. RefSeq names its product Zn(II)2Cys6 transcription factor. Gene Ontology annotation, molecular function: DNA-binding transcription factor activity, RNA polymerase II-specific; zinc ion binding. The record is from RefSeq and is a predicted model, not a curated record. Gene Ontology annotation, biological process: regulation of DNA-templated transcription. The transcript has 2 exons. Lineage: Eukaryota; Fungi; Ascomycota; Eurotiomycetes; Eurotiales; Aspergillaceae. Bases 1 to 1569 code for a protein of 522 amino acids.
AUGAUGGGCAGUACACAAGAAACCCCGCAAUUGAAGCAACGACGGGCCAGCUCCAAGAAGUCGCGGAGCGGCUGUCGAACGUGUCGGGUACGCCAUGUAAAAUGCGAUGAAACCCCGGGAUCUUGCGGGAAUUGCACAAACACCGGCCGCACCUGUGACUACGACCUCCAAAGGCUCCCUCGCCUAGGCAGAGCCACACCCCAAAGGAACGAAAGAACUCAGCUGGUUUUGCCAAUGAAAAUUGCAGAUGGCGUGCGCUGGGCGAUAACCUCAGAUGAACGGCGAUGCUACUCAUACUUCCAACAUCACACAGUCCCCACGCUCUUGGAAAUCUUCGAUUCGCCCCUCUGGCAGGAACUAAUUCUCAGAGCAAGCAUAUCAGAGCCGGCCGUUUACCAUGCCGUUGUGUCUUUGAGCGCAGUCCACCAAGACAUAGAGAAAUACGGAAUGGCGCUACCGGGGCAGGACCUGCAGAACGACUGGCAUCGGUUCGCACUCGAGCAAUGUGGGCGGUCAUUUUCUUUGCUCAGCCAACGCCAUUUGUCCCAAGAUCCGAGGUUUCGAGAGAUCAUGCUCCUAUGCUGUUUGCUGUUUGUUAUAACGCAACUACUGCGAGGCCGCUAUGAUGAGGCCUUUCAACACCUACUGGGUGGGUUGAAAGUUCUGAAUGAGGCGAGAGCUACGGGCCGCUUCGAGGGCCCUCUCGCGCAGUGCAUCAUGGCUGCAUUCAGGAGCCUGGAAACCCAAUCUUGGGAAUAUGGGUUCAGACGAGACUCGUCCAUGGGCGAGCGUGAUGAUCAAGCCUACUCACUUCGGGACUUCGGAGACUUUGGUAGUCUUUUCGAGGCACGCCAGGUUCUUGAUUCCCUCGUGCGUGCAGCGUUCUGCUUUUCCACACAGUGUAAAGACCUAUCGGAGGAGGACAUUCUCUCUGAUUACGGGCAUUUACACCAAAGACAGCUGCACCUCCUCUCUCAGUUGAGUAGGUUUGCCGACCGCUUCGAGUUAUUUUGUUCUCGCAGCAAACUUAAUCGAAAGGGGCAAAGGGCGGCGGAUAUAGUGCGCUUGGUGUGUUGUAGCCUCGAUAUCCCGGUCAAAACUGCCCUUAUACGGGAUGAUUCUACGUUGGAAUACUAUAUUCCGGAAUACGAGAAACAACUCACAAUGGUAGAAGGAAUCUUGGACAAGCACCCGGAGCGCCCGAGCGUCACGCUAGACACCAGCAUUCUCCCGCCGCUAUACUACGCAGCGAUGUGGUGUCCAGACUACAGCGUCCGAUGCCGUGCAAUUGCAGCCCUUCAAUCCUGGCCGCACCGCGAGGGUGCGUUUGAUUCUAAUUGGAUUGCUUUCCUGGCCUUGCAGCGAAUAAAGGCGGAUUUAAAGGCCCGGCCUCAGCCAGACGUCCUAGCAUACGUGUCGAGCAAACUACCCAACCCGAAUAAAAGCAGGCAAAAGAGCCUCGUUUACGAUGAAUUUUCGAUUGACGAUGCCCUGGGUUCGAUGAAGAUUAUGGAAAGCUGGCCUUGUGUCCAGAUCACUAAACAAUCCAUGGCCAGCGAAGACAGUUGA